UUAUGACGUCAUUAAUGGCCGCUCUUUUGUUUUGAUCCCAAGAAAAAGGAUACGACUUCAACGUUUUGCGGAUUACUAUCCUUUGAAACUACUGUGUCUUCUGCAUAUAUUGUCAUUUGUAUUCAAGGAAUCGUUGUAAGUAUUUAGGAUAAUAUAUUGUUUAAGUACUGGUUGUUGCCGAUAUGAUGGAAGAGACAUCAUCAGAUGAACAGCCAGAAAUGGUAACACGAGAGGAAGUAGAACAAGCGGAAAAAGAGGCUAAUGCUCAAUCACCACCAGAUGGACGCACCAGUUUUCCUGCUCCCAAACCAUUACCAUCAUUUUUCCCAAAUUCGUAUACAACUAAUACACCAUCAAGGACAUCGGUGGAAGAAGAUUCAAUGCAAAGUGGAAACAGUAGACAAGAAAGUGCUUCUACACAAUCUGAAAGUAAAAGUAGAGUUGCUUCCCUUUCUUCAGUUAAUCGUAAGAGAGCACAUAUGGAUGAUGACAGUAUGAGUUCAACAUAUCAAACUAGUAGUCUGUUAUCAUGGAUUUCUGGAAACAGUUUGGUAUCAAAAGUUGUAGAAAAAACUAAGAGUUCUGUAGAAAGUGUUAUCACAACAUUAGAUCCUGGUAUGAAAGAAGUUAUACGAACUGGUGGUGAUAUCAAUAUAGUUGUAACAUCUUGUAAAGACAGUAAAUUAGGGGCAGUAAGAGAAGCUUUUCAACAAGUAUUUGGUCUAGCAACAGUCACAGGACAGGAAAGUGAAUCUGGAACGGCAGCACAGCCAGUUGGUUAUACAGCUGGUUUAAAGGGAGCUGAGGAGCGGAUACAACAUCUACGUCGUAGUAGCACAAUCAGUGAUGAGCAGGUGUCAGUCUCAAUAGAAGGUUUUAUUGUUGAACUACUACCUGAUAAGUGGUAUGAAAUGAGUUGUAUUGUUUUACAAGAUCCUGUUAAUCACAUUGAUCUGCAGACGUUCUCCCAGCCUACACCAAUUCCAACACAAUAUAUCCACUCUGCCCAGGAUCAAACCCCAUCUGAUUAUCCUCUACGAUGGGCUGGACUUUCAGUCAGCAUAGGUCAAGUUAUUGAACAAGCCAAUCCCCACAUAGGACAUGUGGACUGGCAAAGGGCUCUUGUAGGAGUUGAUCGACGUGAAUCUCUGGUCCUUGCCUUGCGCUCCAUGGCGUACCUAUAUUCUCAAAAGCUCCCAACAUCAAUGAUCUCCUGAUGACAUCACACAAGCGGAAAAUGAUGACAUGUUCUCUUAUAUUCCUUGUGCUUUCAUGACAUUGUCUGGUCAGGUUUUACAGGAUUUGAUGAUAUAGUUAAUUAUCAGAUAAUUAAUUAUUUGAGAAAUAAUUACUUUUGAUGAAAAUAUUAUUGGUUGAUAAUACUAACAUCAUUAUAAAUUGGGGAACCGGUAUAUUGAUGACAUCAUAAAUUUAGUCCCUAGUUAUUUAUGUAAUCAUCAGUUUAAGUAUCCAUAUUAAUGAUGAUAUCAUGAAUUACCUAUGUUUUGUUUACAUUUAUGGAUUAAUGUAUCAAAUGCAUGCAUUUAAAACUUUGUGUAAGUUAUCACCCCAGGAACAAAUUGUAUAUUUGGGGAAUAAAACUCUAAUUUGAAUGCUCAUUACAAUUUAUGUGCUGUGAAUAUUCCACAGUCAUAUUUCAGGCUUUACAUGACACUAAUAAUACUGAUUACACUGUUCUAGUCUUUUAAGCGGCGUUUACACAAUACAGCCAAUCCAUACAACCGUCGGGUGCAAUAUAUUGGACAACUAUUUACAUCUAUUCGUUAUAUGGCAACAUUAGUUCCCUCUUAGCUACUAAAUAAAAUGGAAGCAAUAGACUUCAAGGCGACACUUUUCAUCACUGUCUUGGUCUAGUUUUGAUGCUGCAGGUUUCACAAGUCCCCGAGUUAUUAGAUAUUCUAAUUUAGUAGCGGAUAAGUUUAGAGGACUCGAAGAAGACAUAUUUAAUAAAUAUUAGCAGGAAUUCUGGUUGCCAGGUCAGAUAUGACGUCUAAUAUAAAGCAAUUUGAUUGGCUUUGCAUCAAUCCGUCAUUUGAGAAUAGAACUAGUCCUAUCCAUACAAGUUACAACAAGCUGUACACCUGACCAUUUGUCUGGGGUAAACUCGGCUUUAGUAUUAUAUAUAUAUUGAAAUUGGCAGGAAUAACAUAUAAAUAUUUACAGUUAUAGCAAAAUUAUCAAUAAGUUGAUGUUAUUUGAAAUUAUGGGGAUGGGUUUUGGUAAGAAUGGUGUCUUUAUUAAUAAAAGAACUGUUUAUUGGGCUUCAACAUUAUAGAUUGAAAUGUUAUUUGAUUAUUUCUUGGCAACUAGACUUUUAGCACUAAACUAUAACACAUUAUGGCAAACAGCUACUAAUUUAUUUGGGCAUGGUUUCAAAGAGAAUUCAAGCUAAUACAGUAAUACAAAUUGUGAUUCAUAUAUAUUCGUAGCUGUUUUUCAUAAGUAUGUGUUACGGUUUAUUGCUCUAUUCCAGAUAGUAAAUGCCUCUAAAAGCUUAUGGACUUUCAACAGUGUGUUAAUUGUGGUCUGAUUUAUUCAAAAACAUAGUAACCCAUUAUAUAAUAUAAUUUAGAAGUUUCUCUAUGUAUGAUUUAGUUCCUUUAAAACCCCUUUAAACAUGUUUCAUACUAAACUUUAAGAACUUAGCGAUUAUGGGCAUAGUAGAUGAUUUCCAAUUUGAGAUAAAAGUGGAUUUGAUGCAAUAAAUUGAUAUUUAUUAUACCAUCAAGUUUAUUUGCCCAGGCUAUAUAUUUCUGAUAACUUUAUUUAUUAAUCUUAUGUUGAAGAGACAAUUGUAUGAACUUUACUCUGUAAAAUAAUGUAUGAAAACUGUUUUUCUUGUGACUAUGAGAUUAUAACAUAUAUAAAAGGGAGCUACUUGGGCCAAAGUCAUUUUUUCAGUAAAAGAUUUUCGGGCAUUCAGCCUUCUUUAAAUAUAUUUAUAUUAGAUAUCAUGGUGCCAGUAAAUUGUAUUGAAAUUUGUUUAUUUGGAAUAUUAUUAUGACAUUUUAGUUACACUGUCAACAAAGGGUGCUUUUCACAACCUUCUUGGUAGUGACAAGCCUCGGUGUUUAUUUUCUGUAAAUAGACUACAUUUGGGAAAUAUAAAAUGAAAAACUUC
Messenger RNA from Patella vulgata (common limpet), 3142 nucleotides. RefSeq names its product protein PRRC1. The transcript has 11 exons. Gene Ontology annotation, molecular function: protein kinase A regulatory subunit binding. Lineage: Eukaryota; Metazoa; Mollusca; Gastropoda; Patellidae. The coding region runs from base 183 to 1217 and encodes 344 amino acids. Gene Ontology annotation, cellular component: cytoplasm. Gene Ontology annotation, biological process: activation of protein kinase A activity. The record is from RefSeq and is a predicted model, not a curated record.